CAAUGAUGCGGUGUCUAUCUAUGUCUAUGGGUGAGAUAUAUCAGCUACUGCCUCUGUGCUAAAUUGACUUUUGCCAAGAGCGUUACAGAACAGCCAGUCAAACAACUGUCUAUGCAUGACUGCCUCACAACUGCGGAUAACAUUUAAGUAUCUCAUUUGACACAGAGUGGUUGACUAGAAUACAAAAUUAGGUUUGGUCAUAAAUGCCCUUACUUGGAAGCUUCUCCAAAACGCAAAAGAACGGGAAUUUUGUUGCACUCUCAACAACGCAUCUUUAUAUUAAAGAAUAUUCAACAAGUGAACCGAGAAUGGUACCACCACCCAAUCCUAGGGUCACCGACACAAGAAGCUGCACAAGAUGCCUCCGUCAGACCGAGACGAACCGGGGAGCCACUGCGCUUCUUCUAGACAACAUCAAAACCCCAAUCAGGACCGAGUCAUUUCAGGAACUCUACAACGUUAUACCUGGCAAAGAGCUAGGCAGGGGGAAGUUUGCCAUAGUGAAGAGAUGCAUGGAGAAGAGCACAGGGACAGAGUACGCAGCCAAGUUCCUGAGGAAGAGGAGGAAGGGUCAGGACUGCAGAGUGGACGUGCUCCAUGAGAUCGCUGUGCUGGAGCUCACCAACCCUAGCCACAGAAUUAUCAACCUGCACCAAGUCUACGAGACCCUGACAGAGAUGGUCCUGGUGCUUGAGUAUGCGGCGGGAAGGGAGAUCUUUAACCAGUGUGUUGCCGAGGGAGACGAGGCCUUCACCCAGGAGGAGGUCAAAUGGUUAAUGAGACAGAUCCUGGAGGGCGUGGCCUUCCUACACAGGAACAACAUUGUUCACCUGGACCUCAAGCCUCAGAAUAUCCUGCUGACCAGUGCCUGUCCUCUGGGGGAUAUAAAGAUAGUGGACUUUGGCCUCUCCAGAAGGCUGUGUCAGAACCAGGAGCUUAGGGAGAUCAUGGGCACCCCAGAGUAUGUCGCCCCAGAGAUUCUAAAUUAUGAACCAAUCAGCACAGCAACUGACAUGUGGAGCAUAGGGGUGCUGGCCUACAUGAUGUUGACGAGGACGUCACCAUUUCUUGGAGAAGACAAGCAGGAGACCUUCCUCAACAUCUCCCAGAUCAACAUCGACUACACAGAGGAUGAACUCCAGGCCCUCUCAGCCUCAGCCAUCCACUUCAUCCAGUCACUCCUCAUCAAAGAGCCCAAGUCUCGUGCCUCUGCUGAAGAGUGCCUGAGGCAUCACUGGCUCCAGGAGCAAGCCCAAGAGAAGACGGAAGAGAAUCUCACCAGCGAGAUCUGCCAACGGGCACACACCAAGCCUGCCCCCCCUUCCUACCCCCCCUCCCCUUCCUCAUUAUCCUUCUGUUCCUCAUCAUCCUCAGAGGAGGAAGGUCCUGUGGUAGAGGAGCUGAUGGUAGUAGCAGCCUACACCAUAGGACCGUGCCGGCCAGCGGUGCCCAACCCUGAGACUCUGUUUCCGGAUGCGAAGGCCGUUUCCAAGCGGUUCACGUUCGAGGAGCCAUUCAGCUCCCUACAGAAGACCAUCUUCUGAUAGAAGGGUAGGCCUAUAAGCACUCCAACUGUAGAUGGGAUCUUUACUGAUUUGAUUGUAUAUUGUUUACCACACCACACUGUCUUCACUCACAAGCCAAACUGUCUCUGUCUGCGUCACAUUUUUAUAAAUUUUAAUGAAAUUUUAAUGAACUACUGAAGUUUUGUUUGGUGCCAUUCUUUCACAUUCUGUCAAUGUCGUUCAUGUUUUGCUUUUUUGCCAUUAUUUUCCUAAUAUUCAUGCAGUAUGUUCAGCAUUCAUGAGUACAAUUGUUUGCUAUCAUAACUUGUAUUAAUCUAUAUCACUGUGAUUAUUUCCUUUUUGUUUAUUUCUAUCUUACAUAUUUCAUUUUCACUGUGAAUAAAUAAUAAUGUCCUAAUGAAUCUGACAACAAUAGAACAAAAACUCCCUUUCAUAGUUGGGAGACAUUUCUUGUCACACAGAUUCUGUAUAGUACAACUGGAACCAUUGACUAAAUGUUCGUUUUUUUCAAAGUACCGGCUAUAAAGAUAUGAUAGCUUUGGACUAAUCAUUUACUGUUAAUUUGCUCUUUACAGUACCUUCAUUCUCAUAAGGCAUGUACAUUUUGCUCAGGACAGUACUGUUUAUAAUGAAUAUGCAUGACAUGUAAUGGACAUAGCACUUAUUUCCUUCUUGUACAGUAUAUAAACCUGUAUGUACAAUGUAUGUAAAUGUCUUAAGGAUGUACAAAGCAUCAAUAAACAUUGGUCAAAGCAACGACAUUUCUGUGGUGAUUUUAAACCUUGUGUAUGCCCUUUGUCAAAACAAGGUCCAAUGGUGUGCUGAAGGAAUGCAUGUCACAAAGAAAGGCAUUGCACUCUUGUGCUUUAAAAAAAUAUGACUGUCUACUCUUCAGUUGAUAACUAUGGCUACAUGUCUGCGACUGACAUGAGGAGACGGACAAGUGCAGCAGUUCAACCUUCAUCGCACUAGUUCUGGCGACUGGUGAGCAGAUCAGGAAGACCAGUUUGGCUAUGUCAAGUCCUGUCUUUUCUGAUGGUGGUGAGGAGGUCAGUACACUAACCCUCUACAGCACUGCCUGCUUUAAAUUCCGCUUAGUGCCGCCAAGGAGAAGAUGCAUUCAAUUGUAUUGGGUCAAAUGGCCUUUAUGUACUUUGAAGGUCAGUGUAGACUUUCAUUCUAUGGAUCAAUCAAUUUCCUCUGAGUGUCUUUCUAUAGAAUACUAUUGAAGAUUACCUGCCCAAGUGUUUGGGGUCUUUAACUGAGGAUGUGUUGAGGUAGCCACCAUCUUUACAACCUGUCACUAGGAUUUUGAUCUGAAACAUAAAGUAACAUGAAUAUGUAUAGCAAACAGGGAUGGAUAACGGUGAUGCUGCCAGUUGGCUCCCAUACAGGAGGAAUGACCCCCAGAGAGCAGUGUAGGGUUCCACAUGGUUGUGCCGGUCAGACAGGUGGAUGUUGUGGACCUUCGGGGGUGGUGCUCCCAGAAUGUCCAUGGCUGUCUGGUUAGCUUCCAGCUGCUCCAGGGCUAGACGGUGGUGGUCCGAC
Coregonus clupeaformis (lake whitefish) is the source of this 3074-nucleotide messenger RNA. RefSeq names its product serine/threonine-protein kinase 17A. Gene Ontology annotation, cellular component: nucleus. The record is from RefSeq and is a predicted model, not a curated record. Lineage: Eukaryota; Metazoa; Chordata; Actinopteri; Salmoniformes; Salmonidae. Gene Ontology annotation, molecular function: ATP binding; protein serine/threonine kinase activity. Gene Ontology annotation, biological process: protein phosphorylation; positive regulation of apoptotic process; intracellular signal transduction. Bases 204 to 1544 code for a protein of 446 amino acids. The transcript has 7 exons.